Molecule: messenger RNA, 1399 nt
Organism: Elaeis guineensis (African oil palm)
Lineage: Eukaryota; Viridiplantae; Streptophyta; Magnoliopsida; Arecales; Arecaceae
Product: transcription initiation factor TFIID subunit 11
Biological process (GO): RNA polymerase II preinitiation complex assembly; transcription initiation at RNA polymerase II promoter
Cellular component (GO): transcription factor TFIID complex; nucleus
Molecular function (GO): protein heterodimerization activity; RNA polymerase II general transcription initiation factor activity
Source: RefSeq, a predicted model, not a curated record
CUCUCGGCGCGCCGAGCUCUAGACUCUCACGAGUUUUUUUUUUUUUCACGCACUUGGCAGCGUUUUUUUUUGGACCAACCCUUCCGGAGCCCUAGGACGCCCACCUCCUCCGCCACCACCCGCCGGUCUCCGCCGUCGCCUUCCUCUUCAUCAUCAUCGGCGUCGGCCUUCCCCCUUCACCUGCCUCCCUGCUCUCCUGGCCACUACCUCCCACCGGUCUACGCCGUCGCCUUCCUCCCCAUCGUCACCGGCGUUGGCCUUCCCAUCCGAUCUCCCUCAGUCAGAGAACAAGGGGAAGCAAAGGAGAAAGAAACCGACGGAACCCAAGGGUUUUGGUUCGGGCAAGAGAUGAAGGAUCCCUUCGAGGCGGCCGUCGAGGAGCAAGAAUCACCUCCGGAAUCGCCGAUCCCGCCGGAGGAGGACACCGCCGGCGCAUCGGUCGCGGUCGACGGCGACGAGGAGGAGGUCGAAGCGCGGUCGCAGCCCGCUGCAUCGGCACCUUCGUCUGCCCCUGCCAGUGGGGAGAGGGGGAAGGAAGAAGAUGAGGAGGAGGAGGAGAACAUGGAGGAGCUCAGCAAGCUUCCCUCUGAUGGCGACCCGAAUAAACUGGCGAAGAUGCAGGCCAUUCUAUCCCACUUCACGGAGGAGCAAAUGAGUCGUUAUGAGUCAUUUCGGAGGUCUGGUUUUCAGAAAGCUAACAUGAAAAGGCUAUUGACAAGCAUCACUGGAACUCAAAAAAUUUCUGUACCCAUGACAAUUGUGGUGUCAGGAAUAGCAAAAAUGUUCAUUGGAGAGCUAGUGGAGACAGCUAGAAUAGUCAUGACAGAAAGAAAAGAGAGUGGGCCUAUCAGGCCUUGUCACAUCAGAGAAGCAUAUAGGAGACUGAAGCUUGAAGGGAAGAUACCGAAGCGGUCAGUUCCAAGGCUCUUCCGAUAGGGGAGUUUAGACCGUAAUUCAGUGGAUUCCUUGGGCUUUUGUGUGGUGAUGUCGGGUCUACAUUUGCUUGUGCAUGAUGGCUUCUGCUUGGGAAUUGCCCCAUAUUUGGGGGCAUUGGCUUAGAAAUGCAUGGUUUAUGUACUUUUGAUGAUUUCCGCUCGUACGUAUCCACUGGAGUAAAAUGCAAGACCGAGUAUUAGUUGGAUGUUGUUUCAGAAAUUGUGAAGCUUUUCUUGAUGCAUCCGUCGCAGCUCGUGGGCUAGUUAAGAUGAAUCUUCCAUAGUGUUUUCAUUAGCAAUGAUAGGCCAAUGAUUCAGUUCUCUUAUGUACUAAAAAUCUUAGUUCCUCCUGUUUCUAUGUAUCUAAUCUCUUCUUUGACUGCAAGCUAGCGAUGCAUAGUUUCUAAGUAGUAUUCAUGAUUUUGAUCAUUACGUAUUCACUGCAAAGUAGCGAAAGCGUCUUU